This is a messenger RNA of Perca fluviatilis (European perch), 4540 nucleotides long. It is a transcript of the gene man2a2, whose product is annotated as mannosidase, alpha, class 2A, member 2. The transcript has 24 exons. The coding region runs from base 916 to 4452 and encodes 1178 amino acids. The record is from RefSeq and is a predicted model, not a curated record. Gene Ontology annotation, molecular function: alpha-mannosidase activity; carbohydrate binding. Gene Ontology annotation, biological process: N-glycan processing; mannose metabolic process; protein deglycosylation. Lineage: Eukaryota; Metazoa; Chordata; Actinopteri; Perciformes; Percidae. Gene Ontology annotation, cellular component: Golgi membrane.
AGAAGCCUUUGCAGCAGCUCAGUGGUGCUAGGUGCUAGGCUAACUGGUUCAGUUGGUGAUCUGUCAGCCUGCAGCUAAAAGCACACACACUGCUGGGCUCUACGCUCUUCCGGAUUACACUCCUUUGAUGGCUGAAGAAGACCCUUUGAUGUUAUUUCAACUUGGCGCUUGUGAUCGAGGACCGACACACUGCCCAUGCUGCCACAGUAGAUAUGCUGUCACUAUGCUCCUGAGAGAAUAAUGACAUUUGUCUCAUUUUAAUUCCUGGAGCUGCCUCGGGCAGAGUUGAGGCUUAAUUAAAAAAAAAAGCUGCUGCUCUAAGUCAAGUAGGUCUUUUUCUCAGCCUACUUCUUUGCACUGCCGCAGCCUAGAGGGCAAACUGUUAUGGCACCAGAGGCCAACUGAGCAAAAGGGGACUCUGGUUGUACUGGAGGAUCAUACUGUGCUGUGGAAGUAGGGACUGGACCAGGAAACCAGGCCCACGGUUACACACAACACUAGGAUCCCUGUUUGAGCCCCUUCUGUGUGGCAUUUGUUUUUUUCUUUUCCUGCAGUCUCAUCGGUUUGGAUGGUUGAGCACAAGGGCUACUUUGAAGGAACCCACCGGUGGCUGUGGUUUAGCCAAAGCUGACAGACUGCUUGCCAGCUAUUGCUGAUUUAGUACCCUUGUCCACUGCUGCCACUUGCUGUAGCCCCCUUGGUUGUGGUCUUCAGUAUGGUGAGUGGAGGCUGGAGGCAUCGCAGGAGUGGAACUGAACCAUUAAUACUGGUGUAGCUGGUUAUUUUCCUUUUUUUUUCUGCACUCUGAAGGAUUGCAUUCCAGUGUUUAAGGACUUUUUUCUCUGUGCUGGAAAAAACCCAGUCAAGGUCAUUUUUUUAAUUCAAACCCCGGAAAGACGACCGCUCCAGAGGAGGAUGAAGUUGAGGAAACAGGUGACAGUGUGUGGAGGGGCCAUAUUCUGUGUGGCUGUAUUCUCACUGUAUCUGAUGUUGGAUCGAGUCCAACAUGACCCUGCAAGGCGACAGAAUGGCGGGAAUUUUCCACGGAGCCAAAUCUCAGUUCUGCAAAACCGGAUAGAGCAGUUGGAGCAGCUCCUGGAGGAAAACCACCAAAUCAUCAGCCACAUAAAGGACUCUGUGAUGGAGCUCACAGACACAGGAGCUGUGUCUCCCAGCGGCCACCUGCCAUUCAGAAGUGCCAAUGGUUCCUGGGUCCUACCCUUCGACGGCCGUCCCACUUUCCUUGCUGUCAAGCCCCAGGAUUGCCAAGCUGCUUUAGGCAGCCAUGGUCAAGCAGACGUUCAGAUGCUGGAUGUGUACUCCAUUCUCAAGUUUGACAACCCUGAUGGCGGCGUAUGGAAACAGGGCUUUGACAUUACUUAUGAACCUGAUGAGUGGGACAAUGAACCGCUGCAAGUGUUUGUGGUCCCCCACUCCCACAAUGACCCAGGUUGGAUCAAGACUUUUGACAAGUACUUCACAGACCAGACACAGCAUAUUUUGAACAACAUGGUGGUGAAGCUGGCGGAGGAUCCUCGCAGGAAGUUCAUCUGGUCUGAGAUUUCAUACUUCUCCAAGUGGUGGGAGACCGCAGACAUACACAAGCAGGAGGCUAUGCGAAAACUGAUCCUUGGGGGGCAGCUAGAGAUUGUCACAGGAGGCUGGGUUAUGACGGAUGAAGCCAGCGCCCACUACUUUGCCAUGAUAGACCAGCUCAUUGAAGGACAUCAGUGGCUGGAGAGAAAUCUAGGUAUAACUCCUCGCAGCGGGUGGGCGGUAGACCCUUUCGGUCACAGUGCUACCAUGUCCUAUCUACUGAAGAGGGCCAAUGUGACCAGCAUGCUCAUCCAGAGGGUCCACUACUCCAUCAAAAAACACUUUGCCUCCACCCGCAGCCUGGAGUUUAUGUGGAGGCAGGCCUGGGACACUGGAUCGAACACAGAUAUCUUUUGCCACAUGAUGCCGUUCUACAGCUACGACGUGCCUCACACAUGCGGGCCCGACCCCAAGAUCUGCUGCCAGUUCGAUUUCAAGAGGUUACCAGGUGGUCGGAUAAACUGUCCCUGGAAAGUGCCACCAAAAGUUGUGGUGGAGGCCAAUGUAGCAGAGAGGGCACACCUGCUCCUGGAUCAGUACCGUAAAAAGUCCAAACUCUUCCGCAGCAAGGUGCUUCUUGUCCCGCUGGGAGAUGACUUCCGCUACGACAAGGCGCUGGAGUGGGAUCAGCAGUAUACCAAUUACCAGAAGCUGUUUGACUACAUGAAUUCUCACCCAGAGAUGCACGCACAAGCUCAGUUUGGGACUCUCACAGACUACUUCAACGCUGUAUACAAAGCCCACGGCGUGGCCCAGGGGUCCAGACCCGCAGACUACCCAGUGCUUAGUGGAGAUUUCUUUGCUUAUGCAGACCGGGAAGACCACUACUGGACUGGCUAUUUCACCUCUCGGCCCUUUUACAAGAGCCUGGACCGUGUGAUAGAGUCACAUCUCAGGGGGGCAGAGAUCCUCUACAGCCUGGCGGUUGCGAAUGCUCGGCAUGCAGGCAUGGAAGGGCGCUACCCGGUCUCAGAUUAUGCCCUGCUAGUCGAUGCGAGGCGGUCUGUUGGCCUCUUCCAACAUCAUGAUGCCAUCACUGGCACUGCAAAGGAGAAUGUUGUCGUUGACUACGGCACCAGAUUACUGCGUUCACUCAUCGGUCUGAAGAGAGUAAUCAUCAAUGCUGCUCAUUUCCUGGUGAUGAAAAACAAGGACAUUUAUCGCUUUUACCAGACGGAGCCCUUCCUGGAGACAGAUGACAGGCGUGCCACUCAAGACUCUCUGCCUCAGCGCACUUUAAUCGAGCUGGACCCAGCAGGACCGAGGUACCUGGUUCUGUUUAACCCCGUCGAGCAGGAGCGUCUGUGUGUGGUGACUGUGUUGGUCAACACGGUCAGGGUGCGGGUGCUCACUGAGGAUGGACAGACCCUCCCUGUGCAGCUGAGUGCUCAGUGGGCCUCUGCCAGUCAAAUGAGUGCAGAGGUGUUUGAGGCAACAUUCAUGGUCCGUCUGCCGCCACUGGGCCUGGCUGUGUUCCAUCUUUACGACUCUCCUGACUCGCCCAUGACGCUCCGCUCUGACACCCUGCUCCGGCUGUCUGAUCGGGGCGUCGCUGCUCGUGCCGCGGACCCGCUUCCUGUCCGCUCUCAGCAGUCGGACCCACAGACCUUCUACAUCAGCAGCCAGUCUCUCACUCUGGGCUUCUCUGGAACCACCGGCCUGCUGGAGAGUAUCAAGCACAAAGAUGAUCCUCAGGAAGUGAAGGUACAGAUUCAGUUCGUGGUCUACGGCACCCGUCCCUCGAAAGACAAAAGUGGAGCUUACCUCUUCCUGCCUGAUGGAAAAGCAAAGCCCUACAACCAGAAAGAGCCACCCGUUGUGCGCGUCGUGGAGGGGCCUCUCUUCUCGGAGGUGGUGGCACACUACCAGCAUUUUCAGCAGACCAUUCGCAUACACAAUGUGCCAGGGGUGGAUGGGUUAUCUAUAGACAUCUCUACGAUGGUGGACAUCAGAGAUCAGACCAAUAAGGAGCUGGCAGUGCGACUGGUCACUGACAUCCAGAGUGGAGACGUAUUCUACACAGAUCUCAAUGGCUUCCAGAUACAGCCUCGCCACCACCACCUAAAGCUUCCCCUGCAGGCCAACUUUUAUCCCAUGUCCAGCCAGGCGUACAUCCAGGACAGCCAUCACCGCCUCACGCUGCACACGGCUCAGUCCCUGGGUGUCACCAGCCUGGAGAGUGGCCAGCUUGAAGUGAUCAUGGACCGGCGGCUGAUGCAGGAUGAUAACCGUGGGCUGGGUCAGGGCCUCAAGGACAACAAGAAGACGACCAACCGCUUCCGACUGCUGCUGGAGAGGAGAUCCAUGGGCAACAAGCAUGAUGGCUUCUUUGCCAAAUUCUCGUCCUUGUUUCAUUCUUUCCUCUCCCAAAUCUCGAGUGAUGGAGUUCAAGAGAUGAUGGACAGCGCAACAACCAGCUUCCCGUCUAUACUCAGUCACAUGACCAACUCCUUCCUGAACCACGAGGUCUUGGCGCUGCCCGUCCUGCCCAAAAGACGCGGCAUCCCUCCUCUGCAAACCUUCGCCCCUCUCAAGUCCCUCCUCCCCUGCGACUUCCACCUGCUCAACCUGCGCAGCAUCCAGAGCCAGCAGGACCCCAACUCUCCGUCUCCGUACACAGCCAUGAUUCUUCACCGUCUGGCGCUGGACUGUGGCCUGGAGGCUCAGAACCUGGGCUUCAACUGCACCACCACACAAGGACAGCUGAGCGUGUCAGGACUGUUCAAGAGCCUGGACCUGCAGCUGCUCCAGCCCAUGUCCCUGACUCUGAUGCACUCCAGCGCGCCUCUCGCCAACGACUCCUCCAUCAGCCUGGAUCCCAUGGAGAUCUCCGCCUUCAAGCUCAAACUGCGCUAAGAGCCGUCCAGACUAAAAGACGCAAUAAAAACUGAACAGACUCCUUGGACCAAGAAGCAGGCCCACACCUGGCAACAGAGGGGGAGGG